AAAAUGGAUUUAUAAAGCGUGAAACUGGUUUCCCAACAACAGCACGAGCAGCAAACUCACCGAAACUAAAUUUUGCAAAUUAAAAUCAAACGAACGUUCGCCUUUCUGAAGAAUUGUAAGUCUUAUUAAUACCCUGACAUGUUUCUCCAAUCGUUUGAUAACGGUAAGAGAGCAAUAUAUUGUGAGUUUUUCAGGGGAAAACCUUUAAACUUUCCUGCUCGGACAUUUGCAUGAACAACCCGAAUGGAAUCGUAGUUUGCGCGGGCAAGAUCUGAUCUCGUUUUCUUGUCGGCAUUCUUGAAGUCCUCGAGCACUUAUUUCAUAAACGAUGAAUUCUUCUUUUUUUAAACGUUUUACUCUGAACAACAGAUUGCUCUUUAUUCUGUUUGUUUUUCCUUCGAUCAUCCAGCAAUACAUUCGAUAAAAUGGGCACAAAUCCAAAGCUAAACCACUCAAGUUCGCCUAAAACUGUCUACAAACGGUAGGCCCCAAGAGGGGGAUUUUUGCCGUUCGUGAGAAAACGAACGCGAUGCUCGGCUUUAAUAAAUAUGAUCUUUCAAUGAUAACUUGUUCGCUAUUUAACUAUUUUUAGAUGCCCCUGCAGUCUGUGAGAGAAUUUCGUGAUUACGAAGUGCUGAGCGACUUAGUAUUAUAUUUACAAUACGUUAUAUUGAUAUGUGCCGAGAUAGGAUGAUAAAUUUGAAUGAUUUUAGUAAUUUCUUGGUACAUGUGUAGCUUCAGCGAAGAGGUCACGACAAGCCAAGUGCGAUCAGAAGAUAUCCAUUGGCACGAGCUUACUAGAGCUGUUGAGAAAAGCGAACAACAGUCUGUUUCAUGGCCUUCCGAAAAAGAUGUCAAACAACUGAAGGAAGAUGAUCUUUCCGAAAGGGAGUAUUUUGGAGAUGCUGAAACAUCCUCCUCUGAUUCAGAAAAAGAGAGAGGUGAUUACGAAGACCCGAGGGGUGAGGAGGGUACAACUCUGAAGAGUGGCGGUGGCCCAAAUCAGCCUCAACAGUGGAAUCGUAAUGUUCCAUCAAACAGGCGGUUUGAAAAUCAACAAUUUGAUCAAGACAACAAACGAAACAGUGCUGACUUUUCUGAACCACCUCGUGCUUUCAACUGGACAGCCCCUGGGACGGUUCCAAGUGCAUCUUCACACCCCGAGCAAUGCACAGUGGAAGUUUUUGGACUUCCACCCAGCGCAUCCGAGGAUCUGGUAAUGAAUUAUUUCGAGAAUGCCAAGCAAUCUAAGGGAGGCCCUGUGUCUACUGUAGUCAUAAAUCCCGUAUCUCAGAAGUGCCUGGUGACUUUUGAAUCCGCUGAGGACGCCAUCAGAACGUUGGAACACUCCCCUCACACUUUAAGUGGUGCAAGUCUCCAAGUUUCGCUGUAUGAAGAAUUCGAAGAUGAAAAUCCUGAUGACUUUGACGAAAACACAGUGGGGGAAGACGGCUGUACUGAUGAAAAUGAUAUCAUCAUAAUUGUCAGCGGCAUCUUACCGUCUACUAGCGAGGACGCCGUAGUAAACUACUUUGGGAAUUCGAGACGAUCUGGUGGAGGUGAAAUUUCCAACGUCCAUUAUACUGACGACGGGGAAGCCAUAAUAACUUUUCUUGAGGUGAAAGAUUUAGAACGACUGCUUGAGAAGCCACAUGCAAUCGACGGAAAAGCUAUAACAGUUGUACGCCAGCUUCCCAAGAAAAAGUUACCACUUGACCCAGUUAAAGUUCACGUACGCGGAAUCAGCGAAAAGACCACUGAAGACUGCUUACGGUUUUACUUGGAGAAGUUCAGUGACACUAAAGUCGUGGAAGUGUAUCUUGGUCGUAGCAACGACGCGCUUGCAACUUUUGAAUCUGAACCAGAUUUUAAAUCGCUGUUCUUCAAAAUAAACGAAGAUAGAAAAGGUCUCGAAGGAAAGAAACCUCAGUUGAAGCGUGUGCAUAUCUGCUCAUGUAUUCUAGUGACAGGAUUGAAAAAAGAAACAACUAAUGACACAAUAGCAUUGUACUUCGAAAACGAAAAACGGAGUGGAGGGAAAGACGUCAGUCACGUGGAAAGAAAAGGAAAAGACCAAGCCUUGGUUUAUUUUGAAGAUCCCUCAAGUGUUCGAAAUGUCACGGCCAAGAGUCAAUCUCAAGGCCAUACCCUUGAAGGACAAAACUUGGAUGUGAAGCCACACUAUCCUUUCCUUGAAGAUACUUCAACGCAAAAAAAGGAAAUCCCUUUUGAUUCAAAAGUCUUUGAAUAUAUUCAGAUGUGUUAUGGGCCUGAACUGCUAACGUUGCUCAAAGAGCACGAAGUACAUGUUGAACUCUCAAGGGAUUCUCAGAACUCGAUCAUCACUAUCUCUCCUUCAGGAAAAGGCAAAAGAGACUCUGAACAGUCGUGGAAAGAAAAGACAGAGAUCUUGGAAUGUUUCUUGCAUAGCUUUAAGAUAGAUGAAAUUUCCAUUGAUUCAGAAAUCGUCGACGAGAUAGCACAACGUUGGCAGAAGUACAGCUCCAGUCAAGGACCAACAGGUUUUGUCUCUUUUGAUGAUCACAGGCGAAUAGCCCUCCUCGUUGGUAAAAAGGUAUUCGUGGAUCAAGAAAAGAAUAAGUUGCAAGGGCUGAUUGACGAAGUUAAAGAAGACAAGAAGUUCAUGAAGUCUCUGGUACAAGUCACCGUAACCAACAUCCCCAAGUCCAGGCUUAUUCUGUUAGAAAUGUCAGGUCUGUGUCAAACACUUGCGCAAAAGCAUGGCCAUUUGAACAUCAACGUCGAUAGCGACGGUCAAAAACUGUGUUUAAAAGGUCCUAGAAAACUUCUUCAGCAGGUCAAAGUGGAAGUAAUCACUUUUAUUUCGAAGGUAGUCGAGCAGACAACUGAGCUACCGCCCAACGUCAUCAAUGUUUUAAAAAGAAAAGACGUUUCCGGAUUUAUACAGGACCUGUUAAGACAGAGGUCCAUACAAGCGGUAGUCCUUUUCGAUCAAAGUCAAAGUUCCAACGAGGUUCAGGUGGUUGGUGUUGAUUCAAGGAGCACAAAAGCAGCUGAAAAUGAGUUGCAGAGUGCCAUUGGUGAGAAGAGUCUCCAUUUGACACCUGAGAAUGCCCAACUGCUUGGGACUCGCAAGUGGAAAGAUCUUCAGUCUUCGCUGACAUCAACAUUUAAAGUUGGAAUAACAGUUGAUAAUCGUGCCGGCACUAUAUGGGUCAGUGGAAUUGCCAAAGAUAUUGAAGAAAGUUACCAUGCAGUAAAGAUGUUUUUGGGGAUCAACACAAUGUUACAUGCCACAGUCCCAACCGAGGCAGGAUCCGCAAAAUUCAUUUCCACAGUGUGGAAAGAAAAGCUUGAUGGCAUUAAAAGAGUACUCUCAGGUUUUUCAAUUGACAUGAGAGUUACCGCUGAUUGUAAAGGGAUUGAAGUUUCUGGCACCGCCGAAGGACUACAGAAGUGCUUGCCACGAUUUCACGAAGUCAUUGAUGCUGGUAAGAAAGACUCUGUUACAGUUGACAAGCCUGGGGUGAAGAAAUUUUUCUUAGCGGAGAAAGGGCCUAGUUUCCUGAAAACAGCAGAGGAAAAAAACAAGUGCGUUAUCUUGGCCACUGAAUGUAGUGCGGAUGAAGCCGGUGUAGAUGCAGAGGCUGAGGAAGAAGAAGAGAAAGAAGUACGGUCGACCGCAGAGUUGUUUUGUAGCUACUCGACAAAAGAGGGGAAAACCAUUUCAGUCAUGAAAGGAGACAUAACGAAAGAUCGCGUAGAUGUCAUUGUUAAUGCCGCUAAUGGUGAAUUAAGACACGUUGGAGGCCUUGCAGCAGCUAUUGUAAAAGCAGGUGGUAAAAAGAUUCAUGACGAGUGCAACGCUUUUGUGAUAGAGAUUGGUCCUCUACUUGAAGGUCAAACACAUAUUACCACCGCCCGAAUGUUGCCUUGCAAACACGUUAUCCAUGCUUAUGGACCUAGAUGGGAUUCCGAAGCGGACAGAGCAAGAAGAAAUGAAGAAGAAACGAAGCAGGAACGUUGCCUGAGGCAUGCAGUCGCAAGUUCUCUCAAAAAGGCAAGAGACCUGAGAUCAAUUGCAAUUCCAACAGUCAGUUCUGGUGUGUUCAACUUUCCUUGCGACCUUUACGUUAAAGUCAUUUUGAAUACUGUCCUCGAAUUCUGCAAAGAAGACCCACAUUGCAAGCUAUCAGAGAUCCACCUAAUCAACAACGAUGACGCAACAGUGAAGGUGUUCGCGGAUGAAUUGAGAAGGAGAUUUAGAACAGAGAGGAAUUUUACCGAUCUGAAGAGUAGCAAACCUGCAACCUCUGUGGCUGGAAUUGUUAGUAGAGCAAAGGGAAUGGCAAUGAUGGGGCCUCCGAGAUCCUUGAUAACUCAAGGAAUUCGUAUCACAGUGAAAAGCAGCGACCUGGCCAAAGAACAGGUAUUCAUGGCUAAA
Molecule: messenger RNA, 4426 nt
Organism: Orbicella faveolata
Lineage: Eukaryota; Metazoa; Cnidaria; Anthozoa; Scleractinia; Merulinidae
Product: protein mono-ADP-ribosyltransferase PARP14-like
Biological process (GO): negative regulation of gene expression; protein poly-ADP-ribosylation
Cellular component (GO): nucleus; cytoplasm
Molecular function (GO): RNA binding; transcription corepressor activity; NAD+ poly-ADP-ribosyltransferase activity
Source: RefSeq, a predicted model, not a curated record